UGACACAAACGGUUUAACUCUCUGUAGAAACACGCGAGUCACGUCGUGGGUGAAAGUGAGGAGAAUGAAUGUAGUCUGUACUGUUAUUCAGGGCCAAAGUCUGCAGCUCGAGGGAAGUUAACGGAACUGACGGUUUUUCUGAUCUUCCUGGAGAUUCAGGAAAGCGGCUCUCAGAUGGUCACGUGAUAGGUAUCCGGCAAGGUUGUCAUGGCGAGUUGUCUCGGGGAGAGCGGUGACGGGCUGACUUUCUGGUUGGCCGAGGAGAAGGACUACGAUGAUGUCAUGGACAUUUCUGACGGCAUCUAUGGAGGUAAUGACUACCUUCCUCGUCGCUACCACUCCUGGAUGACUGAGCCAGGUAGAGUGGUCAUGCUGGCCAGGCGGGGAAACAAACUGGUGGCGCUGGAGUCGGGUCUGCUGGUUGACGAUGGCUGUACGGUGGUGGUGGAGGGCCUGAGGGUGUGUCCUAGCGAGAGGGGGCGGGGCGUGGCGGGGGUCAUCCAGCGGUUUCUAGACGACUAUCUACAGAAGCUCCACCCCUCCAUCCAGGUCAAGAGACUGACCAGGGGGGUCAACCCCGGGGAGCAGAGACUGGCUAAGUUCACCCUGCUGGCUAAACGGGUGAGUUUGUGUGCGCAUAAGGAUAUGUGUGUGUACACGUGUGUUUAAAACAGACACGGAUGCCCACAUGCACACACACACACACACACGCCUCAUGCUUCACAGACUCCCAUUCAUCGACAAUAUCCGUUACUGAAUGUCGAACAAUGCGACAACUGCCACAAUGGAGCUCUUAAUUAAACUGUCAAGUAAAUCUUAUGAAGACGGG
Molecule: messenger RNA, 829 nt
Organism: Hypomesus transpacificus
Lineage: Eukaryota; Metazoa; Chordata; Actinopteri; Osmeriformes; Osmeridae
Product: probable N-acetyltransferase 16
Exons: 4
Coding region: 208-669 (153 amino acids)
Molecular function (GO): acyltransferase activity, transferring groups other than amino-acyl groups
Source: RefSeq, a predicted model, not a curated record